Abrus precatorius (Indian licorice) is the source of this 786-nucleotide messenger RNA. Its product is annotated as zinc finger protein 10-like. Bases 1 to 786 code for a protein of 261 amino acids. NCBI's taxonomy places the organism in Eukaryota, Viridiplantae, Streptophyta, Magnoliopsida, Fabales, Fabaceae. Gene Ontology annotation, biological process: negative regulation of abscisic acid-activated signaling pathway. The record is from RefSeq and is a predicted model, not a curated record. The transcript has a single exon.
AUGUCAGAACAAUUUGUCAGAGAUGUUGAGAGCAAAAAGCUCAAGCACAAGAUUGAUGAGUCACCUGCCAUGGAUGCAGUAGAUUCAGAGUUGUUGCUGUCUCUAAGUCUUGGAAAUAACAAAGGUGAAUCCUCAUCUAAGUUCACAAGCAAAUCCUUGAUUGCCCAUGAGGGCUCAUCAUCAAGUUUUGCUCCAAAACUUGUGGAAAACAAUAAUCAUCAAUUGUUCAAGCCUAAGCAACGCCAAUUCUCAUGCAAAUUUUGCAAUAAGAAAUUUCCAAGUUCUCAAGCUUUGGGUGGACACCAAAAUGCUCAUAGGCGUGAAAGAGUUCUCUCAAGGAUGGAUAAAGAAUUUGAAAUGGGAACUUUUGGACUCGGUGCUCAUUUUUGUCCAUACUCAACCAUUGCACAUCAACAUCACCCCCUUGGUGGUUCACCAUCCCUUUAUCAUGGGACUCACAUGCACCCUAUGCCUCAUAUGUCAUGGCCUCAUUUUGUACCUAGCUAUGGUAACCAAGGGUUGCAUAAGACUUCCAUCCCAAGGCACCAAUUUGGGAUGACCAACCCUUGGGGUGUGCCUACUAAAACUCCACAUGCUCAAACUUCACAAAAUUUGUACUUAAGGGAUGUGGUUGAUUCUCAACAUAACCAAGUUCCUUCACUUGAUGCAUCUAAUAGGGCUACCAUGGCUCAUUCUGGCAUUGGUAACCUUUUGGGAAAUCAAUAUACCGGGAACCAUCAAUUGACAUCAUCAAGGUCAAAUUGCAACAACAUGCAAUUUCAGUAA